AUGAUCAACGACAAGGACGGAAAUCAUUAUAUUGGGAUUGAUGUAGGUACUGGCAGUGCCCGUGCCUUUGUCAUUGACCAUAAGGGCAACAUUGUUGGUCUCGCAUCGCAAGACAUCAAAACAUGGCAACCGCAUCCGGAAUAUUACGAACAAUCGACCGUCAACAUCUGGGAUAGUAUAUGCGCAGCAGUCAAGCAAGCAGUUCAGCAAUGUGGCGUGCCAUCAUCCAACAUCCGAGGUCUCGCAUUUGAUGCCACUUGCUCCCUGGCUGUUUUCAGCAAGGACACCGACGAUCCAGUCUCUGUCAGUGGUUCAGAACUCAGUGAUGACCGCAAUGUUAUUCUAUGGUUGGAUCAUCGCGCGGUGGAUGAGACCAAGACAAUCAAUGCGACCGGUCACCCUGUCCUACAGUACAUCGGGGGCGGGAUGUCCCCGGAAAUGGAGAUGCCUAAGAUCCUCUGGCUGAAGAAGCAUAUGAAUCCAGGCAAGUUCCAUGACUGCAAAUUCUAUGAUCUCGCAGAUGCCCUCACCCACCUGGCGACCGGAAAAGAGACUCGCAGUUACUGCAGCGUAGUUUGCAAGCAGGGUUAUCUUGCAACUGGCAUCGACUGUGGCGAGGAGGGUUGGCAAUUGGACUUUUUGAUUUCAACCGGCCUCGAAGAUCUUGCUACUGAUGACUUUGUACGACUUGGCGGUAUCAACGGCAAGAAGGGCCAGUAUCUCAGUGCCGGCGAGUGCGUGGGACCACUAGGUGAAAAAGCUGCUGCGGAUCUAGGGCUCUCGCCCGGUAUCGCCGUCGGUAGAGGAGUUAUCGACGCAUAUGCAGGUUGGAUUGGCACGGUUGGUGCAAAGGUUGACCUCGGACUCGAUAGCUCGGCGGACCAGAAAGAACAUCUCUCGCAUCGCUUGGCGGUAGUUGCCGGCACAUCAACCUGUCAUUUGGCAAUGUCGAACGAUGAGUUGUUCGUCCCUAGGAUCUGGGGCCCUUAUCGGGAUGUUCUCUUUCCUGUUGCGUAUCUUGCCGAGGGAGGCCAGUCGGCUACGGGGGAGCUCAUUCGACAUAUUGUUGAGAGCCAUCCCGCCUACUCCGAGCAAAGACGGCAGCGGAGACGGCCGGCGUCCAUAUUUACGACUUCCUUAACGACUACCUUCGCAAAGAAGCCAAGCAAACCCAGAGUUUAUCGCACUGCAACACGCCAGAUUGUUGAUACGAUGAACGAGCACGGGCAUCAAAUCUCGACGAUAUUCAUGUCAGGCUCCCAGACGCAAAACGACCUCCUGGUCCAUUUAAUCGCCUCCGUUUGCAGAGUACCAGUGGUACUCCCCGAAUAUGUUCAUGCUGCUGUCUGCCAUGGUGCUGCUAUGCUAGCCGCUAUGGCAGCCAGUGGAGGCCCCGGGCCAAAGUCGAAAGAUUUGUGGGGUAUCAUGGGCCAAAUGAGCAAGCCUGGCCGACGCGUGGACACUACCACCAAUACGCACGAGCAAGGGCUUCUCGAGGCCAAGUAUGAGGUAUUUUUGGACAUGUGUUUCAAGCAGCGUGAAUACAGGGAACUUGUGGAUAAACGACUCAACACAGCGGAAUAG
Messenger RNA from Penicillium riverlandense, 1584 nucleotides. RefSeq names its product FGGY-family carbohydrate kinase. Gene Ontology annotation, biological process: carbohydrate metabolic process. Gene Ontology annotation, molecular function: phosphotransferase activity, alcohol group as acceptor; kinase activity. The coding region runs from base 1 to 1584 and encodes 527 amino acids. NCBI's taxonomy places the organism in Eukaryota, Fungi, Ascomycota, Eurotiomycetes, Eurotiales, Aspergillaceae. The record is from RefSeq and is a predicted model, not a curated record. The transcript is spliced from 3 exons.